CCAGAAAGGAAAGAUAGAGGCGCACGUUACUUGAAGCCCAAGAGGUUAAUGGCGGAGGCCCAUGUUCGGAUGCUUUUGCACUCAAGAAGGAAGGAAGCUUCUUCUCGAUCCCAGACCAGUCAAAACUCGAAACAAACACAAACACAACACACAGGUUUCAGAAGAAAUGGAGACGAUGAAAGGGAAGAGUGAAAGCGAAUUGGUGAGGCUGUGCAUAGAAGCUGCGUGCGAGAGCAGAGAGAGCAUCCAGAAAUGGCGGAUGCAGAGGCGGACCCUCGACCAUCUCCCUUCUCAUCUCGCCGACGGCCUCAUCCGGCGCCUGGUGUCCCGGCGGCUCCUGUACCCGUCGCUUCUAGAAGUUUUCAAACAGAGCGCCGAAGAAGUUGAUUUGAGAGGCGUUAACAACGUGGAUGCAGAAUGGCUUGCGUACUUGGGAGCGUUUCGGCAGUUGAGGUAUUUGAACCUUUCCGAUUGCCACAGAAUCACUUCUUCUGCUCUUUGGCCUAUUUCUGGAAUGGUUUCUGUUAAUCACUUGCACCUCUCUAACUGCUCCAAGCUCAACGACGCUGCUAUUCAUCACAUUCUCUCUCUCUCUAACCUCCAGAAAUUACAAAUCUCGCAAACAAGUGUCACCGCCAAAGGCAUCAAACUUCUCGCCUCCCUUAAAAACCUCUCUCUUCUCGACUUAGGCGGCUUACCUGUUGAUGACGUCUCCUUAACAUCUUUACAGGUACUGAAAAAGUUAGAAUAUCUUGAUCUAUGGGGUAGUAAGGUAUCAAAUGAAGGGGCUAACAUCCUCAAUAAGUUCCCCAAGUUAACCUAUCUAAAUCUUGCUUGGACUAGUGUCACAAAAUUGCCUAAUUUAUCAUCUAUUGAAUGCCUCAACAUGAGUAAUUGUACUAUUGAUUCAAUACUUGAAGAUGAUGAAGCUCCUUUGGCAAAACUUAUUCUCUCCGGCGCUACAUUCCGGAGCGAAUCGGAGUUUCUCUUACACGCCAAUACAAACUUUUUGUCCUCUCUCGAUGUAGCCCAUUCUGGCCUUAGUAAAUUCUUCUUCUUGAGUAAAUUGAAAGUGAUAGAACAGCUCAAUCUCAGCUCUUGCAUGGUCACUGAUGAUUCGAUUGAAAUGAUCGCGGGUGUUGGUGCAAGCUUGAAGAGUUUGAAUCUGACUGGUACUAAGGUCAGCUCCGCAGGCAUAGGGAUUUUAGCUGGACAUGUGUCCAAUCUUGAGAUGCUUUCAUUAUCUCAGACACUGGUGGAUGAUACUGCCAUCUUGUAUAUCAGCAUGAUGCCUUCUUUAAAGGUUCUUGACCUUAGCAAUACAAUGGUGAAAGGAUGCUUACCACAGGAAAAUACCGACCACGGCUCACUGCACUCUCUAACAGCUCUACAAAGUCUUAAACAAUUAGAAAGCUUGAAUUUGGAACACACACGAGUUAGGGAUGAAGCUUUAAACCCUUUGUCAAGCUUCAAAGAGCUGAGAUAUUUAUUUCUUAAAAGUGCGUCACUUGCAGACAUCUCACUUUACUAUUUAUCAUCAAUUCCUAAAUUGACUAGUCUUAGUAUUUGUGAUGCGGUAUUGACAAAUUAUGGGCUUCAUAUGUUUAAACCUCCUCAAACACUGAAACUAAUGGACCUCCGAGGUUGUUGGCUCUUAAAUGAGGACACUAUCAUGUCGUUCUGUAGAAUUCAUCCACAAAUUGAAGUACAGCAUGAACUUGUUACCAUUGUUCCUCUUCACCAAGGUGGACCAAAUCAUCCUUCUCCAUCUCAGUUAACUUCAAAGGCUACGCAAGCAGAUAAAAAGAAAGAAAACUUGUCUAUAUCUCCAGAUUUUAUAGAUCAAAGGUUGAAGUAUAGCAGAGACGAGUUGCUUGCGUUGCAGUUCAUGUCUUUGCCUGUUGUAUCCUCUAGUGAGAGUGGCGAUUCAAUAUUCAAGCAACAGUUAAAUUGAAUAAAGGUCUGCGUUGAUGUAAUUAUCUAAACCGACGGUGUUGGUAAUUUGUAAGGGUGCACUCUGCUUGUUCAGCUGUGUUUUGGGAAAGGAAGAAAGUGGCCAUGAGAUAAGGGGCACAUACCGUAAUGUUGUAACUUGUAACCUAUUUCUUUUGUUUUAGAGUAAGGUGACAAUGAGGUCUCUUACAAUUUUGAUUGAUGGACACGUGAUGACUUUCUAUCAAUUUAUUAAGGGUUAAGUAUAAUUUUGGAAAAAAAUUUUCGUCUCCAACCUUUUUUUGUUUACAAAUUUAUCUCUAAGGUUUAACUUGAUUUUAAAAUUAUUCUUCGGACUAAAAUACUCUUCUCCUUUUUCUCCAAAAUCCUCAUGUUCUAUUCUUUUUCUUUUUCUCCAUUACAGAAACAACCAGAUAAACAAAACAAGAAGCAAAAGCUAUACACAGAAGAUGAACAAGGCAAUACACAUUGAGGACCAUAAGAAAUAGAAGUCAACAAAGUAGAGUCUUGCAUUCUUCUCCAACAAAAGAAACAGAAGCAGGAGAAACAAAACUAGAAUCAUGAAAGCAGAAUGGAAUUAAAAUCAAUAAUAAUAAUAGAAUCAUAAUCAGAAAUAAUGUAAUUAACAAAAUCAACAAAUUCACAAAUAAAAAAAUUCAACAAUAUAAUUUUUUUGAAGCAUAGCGGCGAGGACGCGAAGCCCAACGGCGAGUGACGAGGAGCAGCUGCGACCGACGAGGAGUAGUGACGACUGGCAACCAAACGAGGAGGAGGAGCAAAAACGGCAAGCGGCGUGCGAUGUCCACCCUUGCAGAUCUACUGGCGUCGACGUAGAGCGAGGAAGAGGAGCAGCAGCGAGAUUUGGUGGUGAGGACGCAAACGACGAGGAGUGACUGCGAGCAUCGGCGGCGGAUUCCCUUCCCCACCUUCCCUUCCCCCUCUUCUUUCCUGAAUACCCUCCAAGCGUGAUUCACUUCCUCUUUUUCCUUUAACCCGUUUUCUUUUUUUUUUUAUUUUAUAUUAUUUUAGUUAAGAAUAAUUUGGUAAUAAAAAUUAAAAUUUUGGUAAAAAGAACAAUUUUAAAACUAAGUUAAACCUUAGGGAUGAUUUUGUAAGCAAAAAAAGAUUGGAGACGAAAAAAAUUUU
This is a messenger RNA of Arachis stenosperma, 3099 nucleotides long. RefSeq lists its product as uncharacterized. The transcript is spliced from 4 exons. Bases 62 to 1954 code for a protein of 630 amino acids. The record is from RefSeq and is a predicted model, not a curated record. NCBI's taxonomy places the organism in Eukaryota, Viridiplantae, Streptophyta, Magnoliopsida, Fabales, Fabaceae.